AUGACAAUGAUUAAUUCAAUAAUUAAUAUAAGUUUAAAUAAAAUUUCAAAAACACACCAAAUUAAUAAAUUUAAAAAUGAAAAUAAUUUUUAUAAUAAUAAUUUAAAAUGUUCAGACCUUGAUGUUGAUUUUCGUCAUCAAACUAUAAUUGGUAAUAUACAUUUAGGAAAUAAAGGAAUCUUAGCUGGAAUAUAUUAUAAUAUAUAA
Dictyostelium discoideum AX4 is the source of this 207-nucleotide messenger RNA. RefSeq lists its product as hypothetical. The record is from RefSeq and is a predicted model, not a curated record. NCBI's taxonomy places the organism in Eukaryota, Evosea, Eumycetozoa, Dictyosteliales, Dictyosteliaceae. Bases 1 to 207 code for a protein of 68 amino acids. The transcript has 2 exons.